CCUAGCCUCGCCACGAUCCUCUUCUGCUCCGAGGAACCAAAAAUUUCCCUCCACGACAUCCUCUCGAUCAAAGCGGCGGCAAUGCCGUAGCCAGCCACGUACUACGCCGAUCGAAUGCCGGCCAAGCCAUGGUCGACGCCUCGCGCCCUCACACACCGGACGACGUGAACCGCGGCGAUCGGCAGGAAAGCGCAUCAUCACCAUGUCCAACAUCUUCGGCAAGAAAGGGAAGAGUUUCGGCGGUCCAGAUUCGCCGCACAGUCGUGCGGCACGCGUGCGGUUCAAGAGCGCGAGCCUGAACUGCGUCGACUCGCCCAAGAAGCAGAAUGACGACACCUGCAAAUACAGGGUGUUCGUUGGUACGUGGAACGUGGGAGGGAAGAACCCGAACGACGGGCUUAACCUGCAGGACUUCCUGCAGGUGGACGAGUCCUCCGACAUUUACGUCUUAGGGUUUCAGGAGAUCGUCCCCCUGACCGCCGGCAACGUGCUGGUCCUGGAGGACAACGAGCCGGCGGCGAGGUGGCUGGCGCUCAUCCACCAGGCGCUCAACCACCCGCAGGAGCAGCCGGACAGCGACGAGCCGCCGGAGCCUGGCCCCGCCGACGCCGGCCGGCAGCAGAACCGGCGGCGCGACGCCGUGGCCACCAGGUCCUCCAGCGGCAACCUCUUCUUCCAGACGCCGUCGCUCAAGCUCGUCAGCAGCAGCUACCGCGUCGACAGCGCGCUCGUCAAGACCUGCAACUGCUCCGCGGAGGCGUCCCUGCAGCGCCGCCGCGCCACGGAGGUGCGCGAGUCCGUGUACCGCGCCGCCGAGACGCCCCCCGCGAGCACGGCCGCCGAGGCGACGUCGACGUCGACGUCGGCCGGCGGCUGGGACGACGAAGGCGCCGCCGGAUCGCCGGGGCAGUGCGAGCCGACGGCGGCGGACGGCGGCGGCAUGAGCUACUGCCUGAUCGCGAGCAAGCAGAUGGUGGGGCUGUUCCUGUCGGUGUGGGUGAAGAAGGAGCUGGUGGAGCACGUGGGGCACCUCCGGGUGGACUGCGUCGGCCGGGGCAUCAUGCGCUGGCUGGGCAACAAGGGGUGCAUCGCCAUGAGCAUGACGCUGCACCACACCAGCCUCUGCUUCGUGUGCAGCCACCUGGCCUCCGGCGAGAAGGAGGGCGACGAGGUCCGGAGGAACGCCGACGUCGCCGAGAUCCUCAAGAGCGCGCACUUCCCCCGCGCAUGCAAGUCCUCCGCCGCCCACCAGCGCGUCCUCCCCGAGCGGAUCCUCGAGCACGACAAGAUGAUCUGGCUCGGGGACCUCAACUACCGAGUCUCCCUGAGCUACGAGGAGACGAGGACGUUGCUGGAGGAGAACGACUGGGACGCUCUGCUGGAGAAGGACCAGCUGAUGAUCGAGAGGGAGGCGGGGAGGGUGUUCGGGGGCUGGAAGGAGGGCAAGAUCAGCUUCGCGCCGACGUACAAGUACACGCAGAACUCCGACGCGUACGCCGGCGAGACGGUCAAGUCCAAGAAGAAGCGGCGAACCCCGGCAUGGUGCGACCGGAUACUGUGGCACGGCGAAGGCAUCGAGCAGCUGCAGUACCUGCGGGGCGAGUCCAGGUUCUCCGACCACCGGCCGGUCUGGGGCGUGUUCGCCGUCGAGGUGGAGGCCGGCGGCGGCAGGAUGAGGAACUGCUACUCGAUGUCCGCGCGGAUCGGCCACGACAAGCCGGGGUCGCCGCAGAGGCACGGCGGCUCCGUCGAGCCCUCGUCGUAGCUGCAUGCGGCCUUGUAGUUGUACUUGUAUGUAUGAUGUAGCUUAAUCUGCUAAAGGGUCAGGAAAGAUUUGGAGCCACCACUGACAGGUUGAGAUCGCAGCUCGAUCUUGUCAGGCUAAUGUAUGUUACUACUAACUGAAAACUAAUAAAAGGGUCUAACUAUAUUAACAAUCUUGAUUUUAAGGUAGCUGAAGUAUAAGUGAAAAUAGACAGGAGCUCCUUAAAUUAAAAAAAGUACCAAGAAAAUUCAAAAAACCCAGGAAUCUUGGAUAUCAAACUUGGGUGCCCAAUCUACUUCCGUGUGAAGUUUCGUGAAAAAAUAACAGAAAAUGUAUCCUGGGCUAGAAAAAAUAUGAUCCAUCUAAACCGUUCUUUUCUAGUAUAUUACUAGCUUAACCCGCGUGGCGACACGCUGCACCCGACGAUCAGUCUAUAUGUAGACUAUGGUCUAAUUAGGCAACAGAGUAAUAAACAAACAUUCGCUAUCAAUUAAAGGGAGGGAUAACAAUAUAUAAAAAGGUUGAAGAUGACAAAGAAGUAGAUUUACUACAACAAUGCAAAUCCAUGGACACAAAGAGAACGACUAAUAUUUGCACACCUCUAAGAAGAACUACUUAUUGAAACCAUAUACAUCCACUCUACAUAAUGGCUGUACAUGGAGAUACAAACACACCGUAAU
Molecule: messenger RNA, 2445 nt
Organism: Aegilops tauschii subsp. strangulata
Lineage: Eukaryota; Viridiplantae; Streptophyta; Magnoliopsida; Poales; Poaceae
Product: type I inositol polyphosphate 5-phosphatase 5-like
Biological process (GO): phosphatidylinositol dephosphorylation
Molecular function (GO): phosphatidylinositol-3,4,5-trisphosphate 5-phosphatase activity; inositol-polyphosphate 5-phosphatase activity; phosphatidylinositol-4,5-bisphosphate 5-phosphatase activity
Source: RefSeq, a predicted model, not a curated record